CCCCAAUACAAUAUACCAUCCAAAUCUCUAGAUUGGUUUGUUAUCACACAAAAACAAAACCCACCAAAGCAACCACCAAAAUCAUUCAAUCCCACACACCAUGGGAGAAAAAGAAGAGAAGAAGUACAAGAACAAGAAGCAAAAACUCAAACACCAAAACCCCAAAGAUGACCAAACCACCACAAAACCAGCAUCAGAUUUCUCCUUCAAGCCAAGCUCCGACGUAAAGGGUCUCCGAUUCGGAGGCCAAUUCAUCGUAAAGUCCUUCACAAUCCGCCGUGCAAGGCCCUUUGAGCUCCUGCAACUCCUCUCAGUCACACCAGACAUCAAAGAAAACCAUAUCAUCAAGAACAACAAAAAGCUGCCCUUUCCUUCCACCACCGCGUUCUUGCCCACAAACUUCACCAUUCUAGCACACCAUGCCUGGCACACCCUCACACUAGGCCUAGGCACCAAGAAGUCCAAAGUAGUCCUCUUUGUUUUCGAAAAUGAGGCCAUGAAGGCCGCCGUGGACCGCGUUUGGCCUCCGGAAAUUCCACUAGGGGAAGUGAACAAGAGGCUUAUCAGAGGGCUCAGUGGGUGUGAGAUGGCAAGGUUCAAGUUCAGGAAAGGGUGCAUUACUUUUUAUGUGUAUGCAGUUAGGCAGAUUGGGAACUUGGGUUUUUCAAAUGCUGAUGAUCUCAGAACAAUUCUACAGUCUGUGGUGGCUCUUCAAGAUUUCUUGGAUCACACUGCUAUGCUUGCCAUGCCUAACCAGAGAAGCAUUAACUUUCAACAACCUCCUACAGCCAUGGCUCACUAGAAAAAAGUUUUAAUCUUUGAUCACCUUGUUCUACAUCAACAUCAUCAUCAUCAUCUUCUAUUAGGCCUUUUUGUUUUUGUUUUUUUCCUUAAUUGGGUUGUUGACUCUUUUUUUAUUUUUUUGUCAUUAUGAUGGGGGAAUUGGUUUAUUUGUUGAAGAAGAUCUUGAUUUAAUUUGUUUCUCUUGGAAACUAAGAAAUAUAUUGUAUUUUUAAUUAGUAUGAAUAAUUUGGGAAUUCUAUCAA
Messenger RNA from Rosa rugosa (rugosa rose), 1046 nucleotides. RefSeq lists its product as uncharacterized. NCBI's taxonomy places the organism in Eukaryota, Viridiplantae, Streptophyta, Magnoliopsida, Rosales, Rosaceae. The transcript has a single exon. The coding region runs from base 101 to 802 and encodes 233 amino acids. The record is from RefSeq and is a predicted model, not a curated record.